AUGUCAGUUAAUUCUUCGCAAACAGAUUCUAAUACUGUGCAAGUCGACGAGCAAGCGAAGACUUGGAUUCAAGGAAAAGUUGAAGAAGAAUUGAAACGCCUUGAAAGUAUCGGCGCAAAAGCGGUCCCUUUAACUGUCAAGAACUAUAGUGUUAUUUUGGAUGAGAAUACGGAUACUGUGAUGAACAGAAUUGAGCUGAAGACCAGUUUUGACUUUAACCAUGUGCAACAGAUCCUGUUGUCACCAGCUCAACCAUAUCCUCAUGAUUCAAAUCUUAAAUUUUUGUACUUGGUAAUUUUGACAAAUUUACCUCAUCCUAUGUUGAUCCCUUACCUGUUUACACCAAAAGUCGUCGGCAAGAACUUGUUACCAAGAGCUGAUGGACUCGUCGAAAAUACUUUGAAGCGUUGGAUUUUUAUUAACGAGAAGUUGCAAAGAGCCGAUCAUGUUGUUCGUGAAUAUCAGGACGUUGAGUGA
This is a messenger RNA of Schizosaccharomyces osmophilus, 477 nucleotides long. Its product is annotated as Schizosaccharomyces specific protein. The record is from RefSeq and is a predicted model, not a curated record. The coding region runs from base 1 to 477 and encodes 158 amino acids. NCBI's taxonomy places the organism in Eukaryota, Fungi, Ascomycota, Schizosaccharomycetes, Schizosaccharomycetales, Schizosaccharomycetaceae. The transcript has a single exon.